AUGGAGGGCGAGGAGGAGUACAGGGAGGAAGGAGAGGAAGAGGAGGAGGAGGAGGAGGAGGAGGAGGAAAAGGAGGAAAAGGAGGAGGAGGAAGAGGAGGAGGAGGAGGACGAGAAGAAGGCGCCGUCGGAGGAAGAAGAGGAGCCAGCCCCGUGUCCCCUGACGGAGGAGGUCCUGAAGGAGGGCCUCUCUCUCCUCGCCAAGACCGGCAACGGCCUGGCCCACGCCUACGUGAAGUUUGAAGCCAAAUACAAGGACUUGACAGACAUCAGCCUCCUCGAAUGCUUCAUUCACCUGCGGUAUGUGGAUUUGUCAGAGAACAAGCUGCGAGAUUUGUCUCCACUGAGCAACCUAACCCACCUGCUUUGGCUGAAGGUGGAUAGGAAUCUGCUUGCCAGUGCCUGCAUGCAGGAGCUGCCCUACCUCCAGGUCAUCAGCUUUGCUCACAACCGUAUCAAGGAUACGGAGGGCAUUACUCACCCCCGCUUAGCCAGCCUCAGCCUGGAAGGAAAUAAAAUCCAGACAGCACUGGGCCUGAGUCACGGCCAAUUGUUCAGCCUGCAAACCCUGGAGCUGCAAGGAAACAAGCUGGAGAGCACAGCAGGGCUCAAUCUUCCCAAGCUCAAGAACCUCUACCUGGCCCAGAAUGCCAUUCGGAGCCUUGAAGGCCUUGAGGGGCUUGGACAGCUGACAACUCUGCACCUGCGUGACAACAAGCUUAAGAACCUGGAUGGAUUCUGUAGCAGCAUGAAGUGCCUGCAGUACCUCAACCUACGGAACAAUGGGAUCAGUAGCUUUCAGGAGGUGGCAAAACUGCAGGUCCUCCCCAUGCUGCAGACGUUGGUGCUGUUGGACAAUCCAUGCUCUGAGGAACCCAAUUACCGGCUGGAGGUCCUGGUCCUGCUGCCGCACCUGCAACGCCUCGACAAGGAGGUAGUUGAGCAAGAGGAGCGGGCAGAAGCAAACGAAAUGCAGCAGCAAAGGCAGGAAGAACAGGAAAUGGAAGGAUUUCUCCAGGAUGAUGCAACGGAGUGACCGCUGCUUUUGAUACCUGUUCCCAGAGCCAGUCGGGAGUUGGAGAUGCCUUCCCUGACAGGUGCAGCUGGGGAAGUGAGAAGUGCAGGUAUCAGGGCUACCUUCACAUCCUUUCACCCCUGGAGAAAAGAGGAGGAUUGCCCACCCUGGUCCUGGCAGCUGCCCGGAGGUACUGCAGUGUUUUCACAGUCGCUGCACUCAUGCGCUCUAUCCCCAGUAGGCCCGAGAGGGAAAAAGGGGAAAGGGGAGAGUUACAGGUUCUUGUGGUUUGGUUUAUGGCUCCCAAAAACCCUACGAGAUUUUCUGAUUUGAAUAAAAAUAAUUAAUGAGCCUGGA
This is a messenger RNA of Calidris pugnax (ruff), 1371 nucleotides long. RefSeq names its product leucine rich repeat containing 23 (gene LRRC23). The record is from RefSeq and is a predicted model, not a curated record. Bases 1 to 1035 code for a protein of 344 amino acids. Gene Ontology annotation, molecular function: protein binding. The transcript has 7 exons. NCBI's taxonomy places the organism in Eukaryota, Metazoa, Chordata, Aves, Charadriiformes, Scolopacidae.